This is a messenger RNA of Olea europaea var. sylvestris, 1318 nucleotides long. RefSeq names its product deoxynucleotidyltransferase terminal-interacting protein 2-like. The record is from RefSeq and is a predicted model, not a curated record. Bases 1 to 630 code for a protein of 209 amino acids. Gene Ontology annotation, molecular function: RNA binding. The transcript has 5 exons. NCBI's taxonomy places the organism in Eukaryota, Viridiplantae, Streptophyta, Magnoliopsida, Lamiales, Oleaceae. Gene Ontology annotation, biological process: RNA processing. Gene Ontology annotation, cellular component: nucleolus.
AUGUCUGAAAACAACGCAGUUAUAGGCCUUUCAUGGGAACGUAGACUACCUGGUUUUUCAUCUACAUCCGCCAAAACCGAGAAUUCCUCCUCCCAUAAUGCUGAAACCAGUGCGAUCUACAAGCUCAGUUCGGAGCUCAUUGACGGUCUCUUUGUUCCUCCUGACGACCCCAAAAAGCUUAAAAAAUUGUCAAAGAAACAAAUUAAAGACACUGCUGGAGAAAACUGGUUUGAUAUGCCCGCCCCAGUUCUAACUCCGGAGCUCAAGAAAGAUCUUCAGCCAUUGAAGUUGAGGAAUGCCAUAGAUCCAACGAGGCAUUAUAAGAAGGGUGACUCAAAAUCAAAAACACUUCCCAAGUAUUUCCAGGUGGGCACUGUGAUAGAAUCGGCGGAAGAGUUCUACUCUGGUAGACUCACUAAGAAGGAGAGAAAAGCAACCCUCGCUGAUGAACUGCUUUCUGAUCGUAACCUUGGCGCAUAUAGGAAACGCAAGGUCCGACAGAUCGAAGAAGUGACCGACCAGGCAGGGUGGCCAAGCGGAAGAGAAGUGGCUGUACGCUAUACAAGCAUGCAAUGGCUGGAAAGAAAAAGGCACACUUAUGGCUUAGUUAAUGCACGUCAUCUCACAUAACUCCAGAAGAUCAUAAUGGCUGCCACCACUUGCACGAGCAACAUUGGAGUAAAUCGCUUCAACAUUAAGCCCGUAUUUGACAGAUUUUGUUGGGAAGAAUGAAUUUUUAAAUAGUAAAUUUUUGAAUAAUGUAUAAUUAAAAAGUCAAAAAAAUAUUUUGAAUUUCGAUAAAGAACAUUUUAUUGUGAGAAUGUAUAGUUCAAAAUGAGUAUAUAACAAAAAAUGGAGUUCAAAGAAUGGUUACCAAAUGAGGGCGAAGACAGAAAUUUCUCACAUUUUUUAGAUCGAUUCAGUGUACCUUAGCCGGUUAACAUGAGACUUCUAUUCGAACAAAAGACAGGCAAAUGAAGAGGACAAAAUUGAAAUUUCUUUUCUUGUCUGUCAUUACUUUAGUUCAACACUAUGUUGCACGUCAAAUUGUUGGCUGGAAACAGAGAGGUUAGGUUACGCAUUCCCACGUAUGAUGAACUUGCCAUUUAAAUGCAAAUAUUCACCUUCCACAUUUGGAAAAUAUUGCCCUGCCCCAGAAAUUGUAUAGUAUGGCAUGAGCAAUUUUAUACAAACAAUUAGACAACGAUGAGCUCCAAUAUGUUACACUACAAUCAGUAUCCAAGUUCUUCACAUUGAAGUAUUUGCAACACGAAUGAUCAGGGCAGAGGUUCUUGAGAAUCUCCCAAUCGAGACAAAU